GGUCUGUGGGUUCUCUACAUGCUAAAUGGAUACAGAGCUUUUCCAGCAGCAUAUAAAGUUUUGGGUCUUCUACAGUACAUUCUGUCAAGUACAGAGUCUUCUGACCAACAGCACACUGGUCCAGGAUUGAAUGGAGUUUUGACAGCAUCCUUCUCUCAACAACAACGUGAACUGGGUCCAGCUCCAUGCCAAGUACAGAGCCAGCCCUCCUGAUAAGUUUGUCCAGUUUAUUUCUCUCUGCCACAUUUAUGAUACUUCCCCAACAGACCGCUGCAUAAAAAAUGACACUAGACACCACAGACUCGUAGAACAUCCGCAGUAUGGUGUUGCAGAUGUUGAAGGACCCAAGCCUCCUCAGAAAGUACAACCUGCUCUAACCUUUCUUGUAGAGCGCUGUUGAGUUUAUUGUCCAGUCCAGUUUGUUGUCAAUAUGGACUCCCAGGUAUUUGUAAUCCUCAACAAUCUCAACUUUCCCGCAGUGGACAGACAAAUGAGACUGGGGUUCUGCAUUUUCUAAAGUCCACUAGCAGUUCCCUUUGUUUUCCCAACAUUGAGCUGUAGGUGGUUGAGCUCACACCAGGUAACAAAGUUGUCCACUGCUGUCUGAUACUCCGAGGUGUUACCUCCCUGAAUACAUCCGACAAUCACAGAGUCAUCAGAGAACUUCUGAAGGUGGCAGGAUUCCAAGUGUCUGAAAUCUGAUGUAUACAGGGUGAAGAGGAAGGGAGAAAGAACUGUUCCCUGAGGAGCACCAGUGCUGCAGAUCGCGGUGUCUGACAUGCAGUUCUGCAUUCAGACAUACUGGGGAUGUCCGGUGAGGUAGUCCAUAAUCCAUGAAACCAGAUGAGAGUACAAUUCAUGUUCUUCAACUUCUCUCCCAGUAGGGUGGGCCGGAUGGUGUUAAAAGCACUUGAGAAGUCGAAAAACAUCUAGGUGGGUGUAGGUGCAGUGAAGCGGAUGGAUAAUGGCAUCAUCCACUCCGAGUUGAGGCUGGUAGGAAAACUAUAGGGGAUCACGGAAUGGUUUGACAAGUUGAAUGGGUUGAAUGGAACUGAGGAUCAGUCUCUCAAAAGCUUUCAUUAAAUGAGAGGUCAGCGCUACUGGCCUGUAAUCAUUAGGGGCACAGGGCCGUGCUACCUGUGGUACCAGUUCUAGGCAUGAUGUUUUCCAUAGAACCGGUACCCUCCCUAGAUGCAGGCGUAGGUUGUAUGUUUUAGAGUACUCCACAAAGUUGCAAGGCACAGGCUUCCGUAUUCUUGGGCUGAUUCCAUCUGGGCCCACAGCCUUUGAGGGGUGAAGCCUUCUUAGUUCCCUUCUCACUUGAUCCACUGAGAUGGUGAUGGUUUCAGAGGAAUCUGGAAUAGUGGCCACUACCUGAGGGGGAUAAACUGGUGAACAAGUAGUGGGGCAGAAGGAGGGUUGCAUCAGAGGCUUGACAUCAAAUCUAUUGAAGAAUAGAUUAAGCUCAUUUGCAUAAUACGUAUUACCCUCCGUCACCUGGCUGCUGGUCUUGUAGCCAGUGAUUGUCUUCAUGCCUCUCCACACCUCCCUCAUGUUAUUAUGCUGCAGACACUUUUCCAGUUUCCUCCAUGAAACCCAGACAGUUUACCACCCAGUUUACCCAGAGAGUUGUGUGCCCAGAGUUAAGCACUAUGGUGGAUUAAUGAUGGUUUGUCCUGAAAUAUUAUGUCAUAUCCUAGGCCGACUACUUGUGCUGGAUGGACGCAUCACUGCCAAUUGACUACUACAAUUCUGGAGGACCAUGUACACUCUAUUGUUCAAACAUUGUACCAUGAAGGUGGACUUAUGUAUCAGGAUGAUAAUGUUCUAAUGCACAAAGUGAAGUUUUCCAUGGCCUACUCAGUCACCAGAUCUAAAUAUUAUUGAGCCACUUUGGGCUGUUUUGUAGAAGCAAGUCAGGAAAUAUUUUCCUACACCAGCAUUACAUAGUGAUCAGGCCUCUGUUCUGCAAGAAGAAUGGCUCAGAAUCCCUUUGGCCACUUUUCAGGACUUGUACUUGUCAUUUUUAAAGAUGGAUUUUUCCUGUACUGCCUACAGAAUAAGGCCCUACACCAUCCUAAAAGGUUAUUGUGGUUUAAAUCCAGGCGUUUCAGUUUCAUUGUCUAACACGUGUCAUGUCAAGUACUAUAUCCAAUAGAGUGGAUGAGUGACCAGUCAAGAAAGCAAGCCCUAAAGAAAUCUUGUGAAGAGAAUCAGUUUUGGUAAAACAGAGCUCACAGAAUACCUUUAGUAGGUUGUACAGUUUGAAUGUUAGUAAGGUGCAGUGUGCGGACAUCUUACAAAUCCUGGUGAUAACUUUUAGAAGUAGUCUUGUAUAAUUCCUUAGAAAACAGCCUUAUAAAACCUUGUUAUUUGUUUGUUGUGCUCAGUUAGUAGAAAAGCACACUGAAAGUCUACAGUACUUCCAAAGACAGCAACCAUUAUUACUUAUUUAACCUUCUUUUUUUCCUUGGCUUAAGGAUUAAAAGAGAAAAUUUUUUUAGCACCCUUGCUAUAGAUUUGCUAUAAAUACAUCCAUUUAUGCACACAAGUGAAUCCAUCUUCCAUUUUUGUGGAGUAUAAAACAAUUAACUUUUUGCCUAUUAAAUGCAUACCAUUAAUAAUUCCCACCUACCCAUGUCUACAGAUGGAGAUUUGGAGAGUUGAGUGUGUAUGUCCACUGUUAGCGACACUGUUCCUGGGAGUAGUUAUCCUUGGCACUGGAGCUUUGCUCUGCAUUAGAACUUUGGUGCCUUGUAACUCCACUGGUUCCCAUGAAGAUCGUCGCCAAUCUAUGAGCAGACAGCCAUCCUUUACUUACUCAGAGUGGACUGAUGCCAAGCAGGAGGAUUUUUAUGACCUGGAUGCAGUUCCUGAGACACCUGUGUUUGAUUGCUUCAUGGAUAUGAAGACAGAUGGUGACCCAACUACCCUCAAGGUCAAACCAGUUGGCCUGCAAGAAAGGAGAGGUUCAAAUGUGUCUUUGACUUUGGAUAUGUGCACUUCUGGUACCACAGAGCCAUAUGGGGCGCUGUUGUCUCCCCGAGACCAGAGUACACAAGAGUACUUGGAAAAUGCAUCUAACCCUCUCACACCUGCACAGCUACAUAUGCGUGCUCUGGAUGAUUCCGCUCUACAAACUGAGUUCUAUGAGGCACCUAUGAACUUUGUGGACCCAAAGGAAUAUAACAUUCCAGGUGUAGUGAGGAAAAACCGCUACAAAACCAUACUGCCAAACACACACAGUAGGGUUUGCCUUCAAGAAACAAAGGAGGAUGACUUUCUCAGCACAUACAUCAAUGCUAACUACUUGAAGGGCUAUGGUGGGCAAGAGAAGGUAUACAUUGCCACUCAGGGUCCAACUGUAAACACAGUGGGAGAUUUCUGGAGGAUGGUUUGGCAAGAACGCUGCCCAAUCAUUGUCAUGAUCACCAACAUUGAGGAGAAAAAUGAGAAAUGCACCGAGUACUGGCCAGAGGACAGUGUGACCUAUGAGGGCAUUGAGAUCACUAUCCAGCAGUUCAUUCAGGCUGAUGACUACAGUCUGAGGAUUUUCACUGUGAAGUAUGAAAGUGAGGAGCGCAGUCUCAGGCACUACUGGUACACAUCAUGGCCAGAUCAGAAAACUCCAGAUAAAGCCCCACCUCUUUUACAAUUGGUCCAAGAAGUGGAAGAAGCAAGGAAACAGGCUCUACCCUCUAGCGGUCCAGUCAUUGUUCACUGCAGUGCAGGAAUUGGCCGCACUGGCUGCUUCAUUGCCACUGCUAUCCUGUGUGAGCAGCUUAGACAUGAAGGAGUGGUGGACGUAUUGAGAACCACCAGCCAACUACGUUUGGACAGGGGCGGCAUGAUUCAAACAGCUGAGCAGUACCAAUUUGUGCAUCAUGUUCUGAGUCUGUAUGAAAGACAGCUGACUUGGAGACCCGAAGAAUAGCAUUUGCCACAGCGCAUCCUUUCCCUGUCAACACUUUACAUCUGCCUGCACAAGACCUCAACAAGUCAAGCAUCUGUUGUGCUCUUGCUAGACUGUAUAACAGUAUGAUCUAUUGUUAAAUUUUGGGUUAUGUGUAAACCUUCAAGAAUAUAACUCAGGGUGUAAACUCCCCAGUAUGCUUCUGUGUAUUAGAAUCAGUAUUACUUCAUAAGGCAUCAUGGUGGAUCAGGGCAUGCUCUCAACUAAAGUUACAUCAACAGUAAACCAGGCCUAUGCCUUAAUGUUGCUCCCACUCCAGACCAAUACUGUCCCUGGCCUAUGGCCUAAAGAUAUUUGAUCACUUUAAUUGAAACAUCUGCUCAUUUAUGCCAUUUAUCAAUCAUGUGGCAGCAGCACAGUGCAUUAAGUCAUCAGGUCAAGAGCUUCAGAUAAAGUUCAUAUCUAACAUCAGAGUGGGGAAAAUGUGAUCUCUGUGACUUUAACCAGAUUUCCUGGGAUUUGCACAACAGUAUUUAAGGAUUUACAAAGAAUUGUACAAAAACAAAACAAAAUAAAUCCGUUGUAUUUAGGGUCUGCAGUUUGCGGCAUUUUGUUGAGAGAGAUCAACAGAGAAUGACCAGAAUGUUUUGAGCUAACAGGAAGUCUAUAGUAACUCAAAUAAGCACUAUUUCCACUAUGCUGAGCAGAAAAGUAUCUCAUAAUGCACAACACAUAAAACCUUGAGGUAGAUGGGUUACAACAUCAGAAGACCACUUCAGCUUUCUCUCCUGAUUCCACUGCUUGUGUUUCACUGCUGCCACAUGAACAUGCAGGUGUACAUGACAAUAUUUGCAUUUAGCUGUCAAGCGAUAUUAUUUGAUAGUCUCCCCAAAACUACCAUGAAGUGCCUUGAAACAGUAUAUAGCUCCAAAUACUUUUCAGUGUACAUAAUUUGAAAUAAUUUAUUUAUAAUAAUAUUUUGUUCCAUAUUUAUCUAGUGUCAUAGCUGAUCAAAUUUAGACAACAACUAGAAUUUCUGAAACUGUUAAAUUAUAUAUUUGAAAUGUAAAAUAUAAUGUGAAGUGUCAGUUUAAAAAAAGGAUGUUUAAAUCAUUCCAACAGUAUUAAAUAAAAGAAAUAGUUGGUCACAUUUAGUAUUGUGCACACAGGCCAUUAGUCCCAUCAUUUAAGGUGAGAAUAAAUUCUGGAGUAAAUAGAAGUAAGCUGAACUGGAAUACGUAAAUCCUUUUGUCCCUCUUAAAAAAGGAAUUUCUGGUUUCCUUUUCAGAAUGUGACGUUCAUACUUUAAAUCUGUUUUAAAGUAUGUUUUUUGGUAUUCCUAGCACAUUUCUGACAUUUAAUCUUUUUCAUUUUUGAUCGCUUCAAACUGUGUUUUAUUCCAGUCUUUUUGCAGAAUCUUAUUUAAAAAAUCAGUGGAUGACUAGAUGACCACAAUUUAUUUAUCUAUUAGUAUAAAUAUUCUUCAAAUCUUUAUUGUAACAGUGCUUUACCUAGGUGCGGGAUUUUACACAUUCUAUCAGUGUGGCAGACUUUUUAAGGUCAGUGUCUGGUUCCAGAGGAAUAUGCAUGUUGGAAGAGAGGAAAUCCAUUUAAAAUGUAUGUCUUUCUAAUUGUAUUCAAUGGGAAAAACGUAUGUUAGUGGCACACAUCAAACACUUGUCACACCCUCUACUUGGUAGGAUGUUAUUGCAAUCCUUUUCUAUAGGAUGAAUUUUCCUCAGCCUUCAAAAAGUAUCAUGAAUGUGCCGCAUAAACAAGUCAUAUGUAUGAGUGUGGUUCUUGGGAAAAGACUGCAAAGCUCUGUACCUUAUUCUACAUACAUAAAACAAUUCAUGGUUCAUGUUCAUGUCAAAAUGCACUAGACAGUUUGAUGACAAUUAAUUUGUGCACAGUGAUUUUCAUAAUUUCACAUGAAGGUCAGUCAAAGUUGUAACAUGCAAAAUUUAAAUAUGUGUAGAAAGUGCAAGGCAAGAAUUAUUGAGGAAAUUGAAGAAAAUAGGAAAGAUAAAAUUGUUUGCUAUGCAUGAAUAGUUAUGUGCUUAUUAUGGAGCAUUUCUUCCUCUUUAUUACAUUAUAAAUGAAGGUAAAAAAACAAAACAAAAAAAAAACAACAAUAAUAAGGAACAAUAAUCUGUUAUUGCUAAACUUGGGGUGUAAUGCAGAAUCUUUUUGUGACAAGAAAAGAGCUCUCUAGCAAUUGCCCCCACCCCCAAAUCAAAAUAUUUUAUUUAUAUACAGUAUAUUUGGUUGCUGAAGCACUAUCAUAAAUUUAUUGGUCACAUGAGUAUGAAACAAACAAUGAACACAAAAUAUGGCCACAUGAAACAUUCAAGAAUGUGUUCAAGAGUGAUGGAUAAUUCCUUUAAGGAGAACCUAAAACAGAAAAUGUACCUUUAAAACAACAAGAACACCUCAUGUUCCAAACAGGCACAUACUUUUAAGAACAUUAUUCCAGAAAUUUAGUUUGAGAACUAACAUUUGAAAGGUUGGGAGGAUGCAUGUAUUUAUUUUUUUAUUUAUUUGUUUGGAAGUGCAUAGAAUGUUGGCCUACUUUAAUAGACAUUGUUGCAAAUUACUUAUGUUUACAGUUUCUGUUUAAAAGCACCUGUAAAGUACAAAUGUUCAGUGGAAUAUUUCAGAGCACAUAGAAUAUUUUACAUCCAGCAUGCCAGCAUUCUUAUGUGGAAUUAGAAAUUUGAAAUAUAUACAGUAUGCAGAUAUAGAUUAAUGAAACCACUCCCCCUCUCUUUUUUGAUGGUUUUUUUUUUUUUUUGCAUUUUGUUGGUUUGUAAUGUCAUUCAAUGCACCUGCUAGACACCAUAUAUAUAUAUAUAUAUUUUGAAAGAUGUUUAUUUGAUGUAUUUUACAAAAACAAACAAAAAGCCAAACAUAAACAAAACAUAAAAUAAAGUGUCAGUUAAAUGUCAGUGUCUCAGUAAAGGAAGAAUAAUGGAUCACUUUUCAGACCAAAAGUUUAGUGAAGGCAGUCAGGGAUUACCUGUGAAAACCAAAGCAAGUGUGACAGACAGAAGGACUGUGGCAGAUUUCCCAAGAAGCUUAUAAAAAACCACCAGCCAAUUUCCUUAAAACUGUACAAAAUGUUCUUUGAACUACUGAUGUGUUUUUAAAAAGCAAAGGGUUACCAUGUCAUAAUAUUUGCUUUGUUUCAUUUAGUUUCAUUAUUUUGAAGGUAUCUUUGCUUUACAGCAUUUCUUAUAAUGUGACUAUGACUUUUGCACAGUGUAUAUCAUGUAUUUGGAACAUUUCUAGGAAAUCUGUAGCCCAGAGGGAUUUGUGUAGAUAUGUGACAUUCACAUUAUUUAAACAGACUCAAGAUUACUUUGUCAAACAUUCCAGUAAAACUUUUAAGAUUUAUCCUUUAAUUAAACUAUCUGAAUGUAUGUUUGUUGUUAUUUUUGAUCAUUCAGGACUUUUUUUCCUGAUAGACUUAAUACAGCAUCUAAACUUAAACAAAUAGGUACUGUCCAUCCUAAUGUAUUAUACAAAAUGUAAAUUAUUGUGUUACAACCCACUGUUUGCCAUGUGUACAUGUAAAUCUGACUAUAAAUAUUAAUUCACCAUCGAAAAAUUAAGUGACUGAUGUGAUAUUAAUCUAUUCACACCACAGUCUAAUGUAUAAUACUAUGGGACUACAGUGAGAUUCUGAUAGCUGGAAUUACCAGCUUAGCUAAAAACUAUAAACAUUAGUUGGUCCAAAAUGAAGCCCUUUAUAUGUUAUUUACAUAACCAUUUUUAAAAAACCAUUACAUAUCUGAACAAAUUGUUAUAUGUAUAUAAU
This is a messenger RNA of Hemibagrus wyckioides, 7733 nucleotides long. RefSeq names its product protein tyrosine phosphatase non-receptor type 5 (gene ptpn5). Lineage: Eukaryota; Metazoa; Chordata; Actinopteri; Siluriformes; Bagridae. The record is from RefSeq and is a predicted model, not a curated record. The transcript is spliced from 11 exons. Gene Ontology annotation, molecular function: protein tyrosine phosphatase activity. Gene Ontology annotation, biological process: protein dephosphorylation. Bases 2648 to 3934 code for a protein of 428 amino acids.